Messenger RNA from Coccinella septempunctata (seven-spotted ladybird), 1133 nucleotides. RefSeq names its product phenoloxidase-activating factor 2-like. Gene Ontology annotation, biological process: proteolysis. Gene Ontology annotation, molecular function: serine-type endopeptidase activity. Lineage: Eukaryota; Metazoa; Arthropoda; Insecta; Coleoptera; Coccinellidae. Bases 83 to 1099 code for a protein of 338 amino acids. The record is from RefSeq and is a predicted model, not a curated record. The transcript is spliced from 5 exons.
UGGCCGCCAUCAGAACAGUUCGGGAGUGAGAGGGUUGAACGUAAUUUUGUUGUUAGAUGAAGAGUCAGAUUUCUGCAUCUGUAUGCCCUACUGGCAGUGUCAUGAAAACUACACAGGAUUAUCAGAUAUAGUGACGGAAGUUGCGGAUAUUCGGUCAUUCAGUUCUGCUGAUUCAUCUUCACCAAUCUCUGCAUUCUCAUGCGAGGAUAAAUUCGAUGUUUGCUGUAGGGUAGAGUGCGGACGACGAAGACCCAGUAAUUACGCAGCUGACAUAUAUGGAUUGGGAAACUACGACCUCUACGAGAGGUCCGCGUUUUCCAAGAUCUUCCAACCCAGAAUUUUGGGUUACCAAAACGAGGCCGAAUUCGGAGAGUUUCCUUGGAUGUUGGGAAUCCUUCGGAAUGGAGCAUUUCAGUGUGGUGGUUCCCUGAUUCAUCCGAGAGUUGCUUUAACAGUGGCGCACUGUGUGUACGGAAAAGUUGGAUCGUUCAAAAUUCGAGCCGGAGAAUGGGAUUGGCAGGCGGAAAACGAAGAUCCUCCCCAUCAAGAUCGUUAUGUCAAAAUGAUGGUUGUUCAUCAACAAUUUGACCCUAUCACAGUGAAGAACGACAUAGCUUUAUUAAUCGUUGAAGAGCCAUUCAAACUCUCACAUUCUGUUGGUGUAGCAUGCAUACCACCCUCAAAUGUUCAAUACGGUAAAAUUGAAUGCACUGCUACCGGUUGGGGAAAAAAUUCAUAUUAUGAAGGUACCUAUCAAACCACCCUGAAGAAAACCGUUCUUCCAUUGAUUGAUAGAGACACAUGUACAAAAGCUUUACAACAAGCCAGUUUAGGACCAUAUUUUUCUCUAGAUCCGAGCUUCAUUUGUGCUGGUGGGGAAGAAAAUAAGGAUACCUGCAAAGGCGAUGGGGGCAGUCCUCUGGUGUGUCCCAUACCCAACGUAGAAGAUCGAUAUGAACAAGUGGGUAUAGUAUCCUGGGGCUUGAAAUGCGGUCUGAGGAAUACUCCAGGGGUGUAUGUGAACGUAGCUACUUUCAGCGAUUGGAUUGACAGGCAAAUGGAACAAUUAGGCUUCGAUACGCUUAUUUAUAGGUAUUAAUAAUGUAUAAUUAAAAAAUAAAAAGUUUGACUGA